AUGCCAUUAAUGAACAAACCACUAAGCAAUAGUUUCAGAAGUUCAAGUCAGGGAAUAUCUCAUAGUGAUGCACCAUGCAGCAGUCAGCCACAAGCUCUGGAUGAUGAAGCCCUGAGAGCAACCAUAGAGAGUGACAGUAGCCAAACAUGUGGUGAGCUUGCUGCACACUUCCAGGUAUCUGUGGAAACAAUCAGACUUCAUUUGCGCCGCAUAGGAAAGGCAUACAAGCUGAGCAAGUGGGUACCCUACUCACUGUCUGAUGCAAACAAGCAGCAGUGUGUAGUUGCCUGUUUGUCAUUGCUUACUCAGCACCAUAAUGCAUUAAUAUUUGAUCGAGUACUCACCAGCAAUGAAACAUAG
Stegodyphus dumicola is the source of this 360-nucleotide messenger RNA. RefSeq names its product histone-lysine N-methyltransferase SETMAR-like. The record is from RefSeq and is a predicted model, not a curated record. Lineage: Eukaryota; Metazoa; Arthropoda; Arachnida; Araneae; Eresidae.